UUUGAUUUUCCACAAUAACUUUACUUUUGCAUUCUAUAGUAUACAGUUUUCGCAGCACGUAUACAUCCAUGGCUUCCUUCAACCCAAGUGGCUAUGAAAAGUUCUCAGCUUCACCACCACAACAACCACCACAGUUCGGCCAAGAAGCCGCCGCCACAACUGGGAUUCCACUCAGCUCCUCGAACACGUACUACACCGACAGUUCUCAAACGACCAAAACUGUUAAGACUAAAACUAGAGUCCCUUGGUCAUCAGGCCUCUGUGACUGCUUCUCUGACUGGAGAAACUGCUGCAUAACAUGUUGGUGCCCCUGCGUCACUUUUGGCCAAAUUGCUGAGAUUGUAGAUAAAGGAUCAUCAUCAUGUGGUGUGAAUGGAGCACUUUACACACUGAUAGCAUGCGUGACGGGGUGCGCUUGUUGCUAUUCGUGCUUUUACCGAUCCAAAAUGAGGCAGCAAUAUUUGUUGAAGAAACACCCUUGCGGGGAUUGCCUCGUCCAUUGCUUCUGCGAGUACUGCGCCUUGUGCCAAGAGUACCGUGAGCUGAAAACCCGUGGCUACGAUUUGUCCAUAGGGUGGCAAGGCAAUAUAGAAAAGCAGAGUCGUGGUGAAGUGCCGAUGACUUCGAUCCCGCCGGCGGUGGAAGGAGGGAUGAGCCGAUGAACAAGAGUGGUUAAAAUGUCAUCUUUGUUUAGUAUCUUCAGGUUUAAGAUUGCCUUCAGUUAUGAAUAUGAUGUAGGUACGUGUUGAAUAUGAAGUUGAAUGUAUAAAAUUAAAAGCCUUUGGCUGGUCCAACAAAUAUGUUAAAACUACAGAGAAAAUUAAAACCAUAAUCAGAUUAUUUACUGCCA
Messenger RNA from Hibiscus syriacus, 850 nucleotides. Its product is annotated as protein PLANT CADMIUM RESISTANCE 2-like. The record is from RefSeq and is a predicted model, not a curated record. The transcript is spliced from 3 exons. NCBI's taxonomy places the organism in Eukaryota, Viridiplantae, Streptophyta, Magnoliopsida, Malvales, Malvaceae. Bases 69 to 662 code for a protein of 197 amino acids.